Messenger RNA from Sphenostylis stenocarpa, 423 nucleotides. The record is from the annotation of a GenBank genome assembly. Lineage: Eukaryota; Viridiplantae; Streptophyta; Magnoliopsida; Fabales; Fabaceae.
AUGUCACCAACAACAAUACUUCACUGUUUCUCUUCUUUCUUCUUUCUUUUCGUAAUUCUCCCGCACCACUCCAACGCUGACGUUGGUACCUCUGCCCGUUACUCCCCUCCAUAUUUGCCAUCGGGGUGUUACGGCACCGAAGCGUCGCAGUUUCCGUCGACCAAUCUUUUUGCGGCGGCCGGAGAUGGAAUAUGGGACAACGGAGCGGCGUGUGGGAGGCAGUAUAGGGUGAGAUGUAUAAGCGCAGAGGAACCUAGGACUUGCAUUCCCGAUCAGAGUAUUCAGAUUAAGAUUGUUGAUUACGCUGCCUCUGCGGUGUCACCGCCCUCCACCGCCGGUACAACCAUGGUUCUUUCCGAUAAGGCUUUCGGGACCAUAGCCAACGCAUCUGCCUCCAUGAUUAAUAUAGAAUUCCAACAGUAA